CUUCUAUUCUUUAUACCUUUUUUCUUUCUCUUUGGCUCUUUGCCCUUUUGGCCGGUGUAUGUCCUUGAGUUGAUACUUCUCGAUUAAUCAUUAUCCUCAUCCUGAUUGUUCUUUUCCUACUUGUAUAGUCACAAAUUCAUCCUAUCUAAUGACAUCUACCGUUAGAAACCAUGCUGAAACCGUUGCGCAUUCUCGUCCGCAUCUCGCCUUGACACUUCCCGAGAUUGUUACCAGUAUCUUGAUGUGUCUAGCUCCGUCCAUGGCGCUUCUAGAAUAUACAAAGAGGAAACCUUCCGCUCAGCUUUAUGCGUGCCUUUUUGUCAACCGUCUUUGGCAUGACUGCGCAGCUCGCUUGCUGUGGCGUACAGUUGUUUUUGAAGAUACCAAAUCAGAAUAUGAUUUGCUCUUGAAAUUCGCCUCCACUUUUGCUAACGAACCCAUCUCCACACCAUCCCUUUCCUCAUCUUUAUCCACCUCUGCCGCUAUGCUUGCCAUAGCUACCCCCAAUGCUAGUUUUUCUUCCAGCAUCACAUCACUUGCUUCGGUUUCCUCGGAAACAUCGACUUCAUCUUCGACGUUAUCCACCCCGUCAACCUCGGCGUGCGUCAAAUGCCAUCCUGCUCCGGACAAGGCACCACUACCGAGUCGAUCCUUACACAGACGGUUCAGCCAUCCGAAUGACUCCUUAUCACCUCGCGACUAUCCUACCGAAUCCAAUAACAACCAAACGCUUAAAGAGCAUCGAAAGAAUGUUCAUCUAAACAAAAAAUUACUAUCGAACCAACCGUCGCAAAAUCAAUUAAUCGUUUCAGGCACAGAGGAUAUGCAACCUCAAUUACCGCUGCCGCCAAAUCAUCACCUUCAUUUCUAUCGCAAUUCUUUAAGGACACUGUUUGUGCGCAAACUUAAAGAGACCUCCAUCAACGAACCACUGAUGCAAAUCGGCCGCCACGCCACCAAACUGAAGCGCCUCGAUGUGUAUAUCUGUGACCACUUCACCGAUCGUGCGCUGUAUCCGUUUCUGGCUCACAAAACGCUAACCUACCUAUCCUUGGCGGGGUGUCACCGAUUGACCGAUGUGGCGGUACUUCGCGUGUCCGAGACAUGUACCAUGCUGGAACACUUGGAUUUGCGAGCUUGCGGUCUUGUGUCGGAUGUGUCCAUUUCAGCUAUUGCGACUCGAUGUCCGCGUCUACGCCAUCUCAAUGUGGGCCGUAUUCGGGAUCGGCAUCGGAUCACGGUACGCUCCAUUACGCUCAUUGCCAAGCAUACCAAGGCUACAGUACUCGGCUUGGCAGGAUGUGAUAUCGACGACGAAUGUAUGAGAGUGCUAGCCCACUACCGUCGCGCCGGUCUCGAACGGGUAUCGGUCAACAACUGCCAACGACUCACCAACGCCACCAUCUACUCUUUCAUAAAAUACUGUCCGAAUUUAUCCGUCUUUGAAAUGAAAGAGUGUCAUUUGAUCAACGACUGGGAAGCCGUCGCCGAGCUCGUCCAUCGCAAAGUGCUGCUCACCCUGUGUGACCGACAAAACCGUGCUUGUACUGAAUGGGCCCAGCGUCGAGGUCGGCCGGUCGAUGUCAAAGCCCCUCUCAAAUAAUGGCUCAUUUUCACUCGAUUCCCUCACUC
Radiomyces spectabilis is the source of this 1632-nucleotide messenger RNA. RefSeq lists its product as uncharacterized. The transcript has a single exon. Lineage: Eukaryota; Fungi; Mucoromycota; Mucoromycetes; Mucorales; Radiomycetaceae. Gene Ontology annotation, cellular component: SCF ubiquitin ligase complex. Bases 485 to 1603 code for a protein of 372 amino acids. Gene Ontology annotation, biological process: SCF-dependent proteasomal ubiquitin-dependent protein catabolic process. Gene Ontology annotation, molecular function: protein binding. The record is from RefSeq and is a predicted model, not a curated record.